This is a messenger RNA of Papaver somniferum (opium poppy), 1351 nucleotides long. RefSeq lists its product as uncharacterized. The transcript has 2 exons. NCBI's taxonomy places the organism in Eukaryota, Viridiplantae, Streptophyta, Magnoliopsida, Ranunculales, Papaveraceae. The record is from RefSeq and is a predicted model, not a curated record. Bases 364 to 954 code for a protein of 196 amino acids. Gene Ontology annotation, biological process: chloroplast organization; regulation of DNA-templated transcription. Gene Ontology annotation, cellular component: chloroplast. Gene Ontology annotation, molecular function: double-stranded DNA binding.
UCAAACCAACACUAAUGGACCCCCUGCUGGCUCUUGAAGAAGGGAGAUGGUGGCACAUCAUUGGGGAUUUGUCCGGGGGGUGUCUUGUGGCACCUAGCAGGGUGGCACUAGCAGUGAGCUUUUUCUAAAAUUUAAAUUUCUCCAAUUUCUUUCUUCAUUCUUCUUCGUCUUCUUCUGCAUCAACAAUGUUGUCUUCUCUGCGCCGUACUGUAUUGCAAACAAGAAACUUCAAUGGAGCAUAGAAGACAAAAUAAUCCCUUGUUAUGAUGCCCUCAAGAACAUUGUUCGUUUUGACAAGAUGUAGUUACCAUCAUCAAACGCCAUUCGUGGCUUUUUACAGGAACAUCAUGUCUAAAAAACUUGAUGGUUAACAUUGAGAUGUUAAGAGAUGAAGGUGUUCCUCAGUCCAAUAUUUCUAAAUUUCUUAUUAACCAUUCAAGAGCACUUACAAUAGCUACAAGUAAGUUUGAGGAGAACGUACAACGGAUUAAGGGUAUGGGUUUUGAUCCUUCAGUGACUACAUUUCUUCUUGGUCUCAAUGGAUUGGCAGCCAUGAAUAAAUCCACCUGGGAAACCAAAUUGAAUGCUUAUAAGAAAUGGAAUUGUGCAGAAGAAGAGAUACAAAAUGCAUUUAAGAAACAGCCUCGGUUUAUGUUAGCUUCUGUGAAGAAGAUAAUGUCGAUGAUGGAUUACCUUGUGAAUCAAAUGGGUUAUAAUUCAUCACUUACUGCUAAAUGCCCAGUUAUUCUGUGUUUUAGCCUGGAGAAGAGGAUUAUUCCGAGAUGUGUUGUCAUUCAGCUUCUAGUCUCCCUAGGACAGGUUAAGGAACAUUACUUGAGUACAGUAUUAAUGAUCUCUGAAAAGUCUUUCUUGGAGAAGUAUGUUUACAAGUAUGAGGCAGAAGUUCCUGGACUGUUGAAGGUAUACCAUAAUUCACUGUCAACUACUUCUUAAGCAUCCAUAUCUUUUUCUCUUUUGUAAACACGAAGAAACAUAUUUUCGAUUUUCUCUCCCUAUAGGUGUUCCUUUUUUACUACUUCUUCCGAGGGGUUGUGGGUUGUUUCCUACUAAAUGAGAUGAAAAUGCUAUAGUAGACUAAUAGGAAUUUACAUAUUUUUGUCAGCAUACUCUUUUCUCCCUGUUGCUUUGUUAUGGAGUAGUAGUUUAUGCUUUAUCAUAACUAAAGAGGAAACUCUUUACUCGGAAGUGUCUGGAUUGGCUUAAUGAUGAAAUUCUGUCUCUGGCUCGUGAAGUUAGAUUUAGAUUAUGUAAGAGUAUGUACUGAAGAAUCUUCAUUCACUGCAUAUUUACAUGACACAUUAUACCAAUAAAUCAGUUACUUGUAUUAGUA